This is a messenger RNA of Chiroxiphia lanceolata (lance-tailed manakin), 4481 nucleotides long. It is a transcript of the gene MSH3, whose product is annotated as mutS homolog 3. Gene Ontology annotation, biological process: mismatch repair; mitotic recombination; somatic recombination of immunoglobulin gene segments. The record is from RefSeq and is a predicted model, not a curated record. Gene Ontology annotation, molecular function: mismatched DNA binding; ATP-dependent DNA damage sensor activity; ATP binding. NCBI's taxonomy places the organism in Eukaryota, Metazoa, Chordata, Aves, Passeriformes, Pipridae. The transcript has 25 exons. Gene Ontology annotation, cellular component: nucleus. Bases 134 to 3343 code for a protein of 1069 amino acids.
GCAGGACAGGGGUUCCCGCAGGCGAGGGACCGACCGCAGCACCUGUGUGACACGGGGCAGCGGUACCGAGCAUCCUCAGACAAGGGAAAGACAGGGAGCUGCUGGAGAGGGUUCAUCAGAGGCCACAGAGGUGAUGAGGGGUCUGGAACAUCUCCCUGAUGAGCAGAGACUGCAGGAGCUGGGCCUGGCUUCUGAAUGUGGCACAAAAAGGAGCACAUCAACUGAAGGCAAUGAACCUUGUGAAAAGAAGCCCAAGGCACAACAAAUCACUCUAGAAGAUAUCUGUAACCCACUGAAGACUCAGGAUAAAAAAGAACCUCAGAAGCAUGAAAAGCCCUGUAUAUGUUUGCAAACUCUAGACAGACUGAGAGAAUUCAGCAGUGAUUCAGACCAGCAGUGUACCAGAAUCGAGGAUGGUUUUCAGGAGAAAGAGUCCAAGAGUUUGAAAAAAUGUCCCAGUAUUACUGGGAGAAGUUCAGAAUUGAAGAUCCCUCUUCCGUCUUGGGACACUGACCCAAAGGUUGCUCAGAAGGAGGAGGUACGAUGUGAUCUUAGUCAGUUUUCUGCAUCUCUUAAGUCCUAUGAAAAUACUCAGAAUGCUUUGGAUACAAAUCUUAAUAAAAGAACCAAAAGCAUUUACACUCCAUUAGAACUUCAGUUCAUAGAAAUGAAGAAACAGUAUAAAGAUGCUGUUUUGUGUGUGGAAUGUGGAUACAAAUACCGCUUCUUUGGAGAAGAUGCAGAGAUUGCAGCUAGAGAACUGAACAUCUAUUGCCACCUGGAUCACAACUUCAUGACUGCCAGUAUUCCGAGCCACCGGCUGUUCGUCCACGUGCGGCGCCUCGUGGCAAAGGGACAUAAGGUUGGAGUAAUAAAACAAAUGGAAACUGCAGCGCUGAAAGCUGCUGGAGAAAACAAAAGCUCUCUCUUCAGCCGUAAGCUGACUGCUCUCUACACUAAGUCUACACUUAUUGGAGAAGAUGUGAACCCUUUGCUGAAGCUGGAUGAUUCUGUAGAUGUUGAAGAGGUAACAAGAGAUGUCCCUGAUAACUACCUCCUCUGUUGCUGUGAAAAUGGAGAAAACCUAAGGGGCAGGAAGACAGGUGACAUUGUUAUAGGCAUUAUGGUGGUCCAACCAACUACUGGAGAAGUAAUUUUUGACUGUUUUCGGGACUCUGCAUCUCGCUCAGAAUUGGAGAGUCGAGUUUUGCGCCUGCAGCCAGUUGAAAUAAUUCUUCCAUCCAGGCUGUCAGAUCAAUCUGAAAAGCUCAUCAGCAGUAUAACAUCCAGGAGGUUACAGGAUGACAGAAUUAGGAUAGAAAGGAUGCAAAACCUCAAUUUUGAAUACAGCUAUGCUUUCCAGCUGAUUACUGACUUCUAUGCAAAAGAAGUGCCUGGUACCACAGGUCCUCAAAAACUAUCUGUAAUACUAAGCUUGGAUAAGCCUGUUAUUUGCUCUCUGGCAGCAGUAAUUGCAUACCUCAAAGAAUUUAAUUUGGAAAGGAUGCUUUACGAUCCAAGAAAUUUUAAACAGUUGUCCAGUGAAACUGAAUACAUGACAAUUAAUGGGACAACAAUGAAAAAUCUUGAAAUUUUGCAGAAUCAGAUGGACAUGAAAACAAAAGGAAGUCUACUCUGGGUCUUGAAUCAUACUAAAACUUCCUUUGGACGUCGAAGACUGAAGAAAUGGGUGACUCAGCCUCUCAUGAAAUCCAGUGAAAUAAAUGCCCGGCUUGAUGCUGUGUCUGAAAUUCUGCUGUCAGAAUCCAGCGUGUUUGGUCAGAUUCAAAAUCUUCUUUGUAAGCUGCCAGAUUUAGAGAGAGGCCUCUGCAGUGUUUUUCACAAAAAGUGCUCAACACAAGAGUUCUUCCUGAUUGUCAGCACCCUGUCUCGCCUGCACUUGGAAAUCCAAGCUCUUGUCCCAGUGCUGCAUUCCCAUGUGAGAUCUCCGCUAUUAAAAAGUGCACUGUUGGAAGUCCCAGAGCUUCUCUCUCCAGUAAAACAUUAUUUAAAGAUCCUUAAUGAAGAAGCAGCCAAGACUGGAGAUAAAACCCAGUUGUUCAAGGACCUUACAGACUUCCCUGUCAUCAGAAAGAAAAAGGAGGACAUCCAGGGAGUGCUUUCUAAAAUCCAAUUGCAUCUGCCAGACAUUCGUAAACAGAUUAAGAAUCCUUCUGCUGAGUAUGUUACAGUUUCAGGUCAAGAGUUUCUGAUAGAAGUCAAGAAUUCCCAUAAAUCAUCUGUGCCAUCUGACUGGGUUAUGAUUAGUAGCACAAAAGCUGUGAGCCGCUUCCACUCUCCUUUUAUCAUAGAAAAUUACAGGCAUCUGAAUCAGCUCCAGGAGAAGCUCAUCCUUGACUGCAGCGCUGAGUGGCUGAACUUCUUAGACCAUUUCAGUGAACAUUAUCACUCUGUGUCUAAAGCCAUUGGUCACCUAGCAACUGUCGACUGCCUGUUCUCUCUUGCCCUGGUGGCUAAACAAGGAGACUAUUGCAGACCAGUUGUGCAAGAUAAUCGGCAAGAAAUAAUUAUAAAAAAUGGGAGGCACCCUGUAAUUGAUGUACUCCUGGGAGAACAGGAUCAGUAUGUUCCAAAUACCACUAACCUUUCCGGAGAUGGUGAAAGGGUCAUGAUAAUAACUGGGCCUAACAUGGGAGGAAAGAGCUCCUACAUAAAGCAAGUGGCCUUGAUCACAGUCAUGGCACAGGUCGGUUCUUAUGUUCCUGCAGAGGAAGCGACAAUUGGAAUCGUGGAUGGUAUUUUUACCAGAAUGGGUGCAGCAGACAAUAUCUACAAAGGCCGAAGUACCUUCAUGGAAGAACUGACGGAUACUGCCGAGAUAAUAAGAAAAGCCACGCCAAGAUCCCUGGUGAUCCUGGAUGAGUUGGGCAGAGGGACAAGCACACACGAUGGAAUUGCCAUCGCUUAUGCUACACUUGAACACUUUAUUAGAGACGUGGAGUCCCUGACCCUGUUUGUCACUCACUAUCCCUCGGUUUGUGAGCUGGAGAAACUGUAUCCAGACAAAGUUGGUAAUUACCACAUGGCUUUCCUGGUGAAUGAGGAGGAGGAAACUGGUGAACAAAAAGGAUCUGAAGUUGAAGAGAAUCCUGAAUUUAUCACUUUUCUUUAUCAAAUAAUUAAAGGAAUCUCAGCAAGGAGUUAUGGGCUAAAUGUUGCCAAACUGGCAGAUAUUCCUGAAGAAAUCUUGAAGAAGGCAGCUCACAAAUCAAAGGAGUUGGAGAAAAUAGUGAAUAUGAAAAGAAAGAAAAUGAAGUGUUUUGCUGAAGCGUGGAAGAUAAAUGAUUCUCAGGAACUGCAGAAGUGGAAAAAAAAAUUUUAAUGCCUUUGUCCAUCUUGUCUUGAAGGUGUCACCUUCAGAGAUCACAGUGCCACAGGUGAGCAACAAAAACUGGCAGAGCAUUUUGAUGGGAGAGAAGGAGAGGGAGGGCUGGGUGCACUGUCACUGCCUUUGUGUGUUUGGUUCUAUAAAAAAGUCCUUAUGGAAUACGCAGAGUAAAAUACAUUACCAAUACAAUUACCUCUAUUGCUCACAGACAACAUCUGUCACUGAAGUAAUUCUCCAGAGGAUUUCUCUUUGUGUUGCAAAGUUUUCCAGCAGUAUUUAUAGAAAUUACAUGAAUAUGCCUACCACAUAUGUUUACAAAGUGUAGAAAUCAAUUUAAAGAUCACUGCAAUGUCAGCUCGGUCAGGUAUUGCGAUAAAGUGUGUUUACUGCAAUGAAGUUAAUGUUUAUUUUUGAAAUCUGUCUGAAAGUAAAUUAUCCAAAUAUUUCUACUAUAUGUAAAAUUAUUGAGAAUUUGAUUCUAUUCUUUUAGUAGAAAUACCUUGCUAGUUCUGAUAUGUUUCCUAGGGAAAUAAAGGUUUGGUGGAUUGUGUUGCACUGAGAGAAGUGGGACUUCCUUAAGGUAUAUAUAUAUAUAUACCUUGCCUAGACUCAGAGAUAGGCAGAAAGCAAAGGAUAUUUUCUUAAUUUCUUAAAAAUCUUAAGCAAUUUCUGAAACAAUAGUCUUGACUUGUAAGAUGCAAGGCCUUGCAGGCUAUGCUGUGUAUUUUCUGAGACUGGACUGGUUUAAGCCAUACGUGAACUGUGGGGAGAAACAUAAGGCAUUUAUAGUUUUCAAAUAUUUAUGUUCUUUUGAACUUGCAAGGAAUCUGUAAUUUAUUUUUUUUUUACUGCUCUCCUUCCAAAAGUUUCCAUGUAAGUGAAAGUGUUUUUUCAGGUGUUAUAAAGUAAGGUCAUUUUUAUUUAAAAUACUGGUAGCUGCCACUAGUAAUAAUAAUAAUGAAAAAUGCUUCUGAUGUUAAUGGAAUUUUUAACCCUUUUUCUUUUAUUUUUUAAGCAGUCACUUUUUAUUGUGCUAUAAGAAAAUGGGUGAUUCUUGGGAAAGAAGGGAUUGGAAAACACAAUAUGCAGCAAAUAUCAAAUGCACAAUCUGCAAUAAAGAAGUAGAAAUCAA